This is a messenger RNA of Hydractinia symbiolongicarpus, 1121 nucleotides long. RefSeq names its product ectin-like. The record is from RefSeq and is a predicted model, not a curated record. The transcript is spliced from 5 exons. Bases 2 to 703 code for a protein of 233 amino acids. NCBI's taxonomy places the organism in Eukaryota, Metazoa, Cnidaria, Hydrozoa, Anthoathecata, Hydractiniidae.
UAUGAAGAAUACCGAACUGUGCGGAUGUAUUUGCCAGAAACUUGGCUUGCUUUGGUUCUUGCUUGGCCUUCAGUGCAAACCGUACCACUUUAUGGCAGUGGAUGAAGAAGGUGAUGAAGUUAUCAAGGAGGGAGAUGUUCAUUUGUCACAUGGAAGGGUGUCAGGACUUUAUGCACAUAAUUUUCUCCGCAGCUUACACGGAGUUCCACCUUUGAAUUGGGAUCCUGAGCUGGCUAAACAAGCAAAAGAAUGGGCUAGAGAACUUGCACAAAGUGGAAAGUUACGACAUACAGAUUUUUCGGAAGAGUUUUCCGACAAUCUGUAUUUGUAUUACGGCACAGAUAAAGCCGCUGCUGCUUAUCAUGCAGUGCAUAAAUGGUAUAGCCAAAUUAAAAAAUAUCCAUUUGAUACGCAUGAAUUAAAAUCUGAACAUUGGAUGACAAAUGCAUUUUCUGCCGUUGUUUGGGACGAAGUGCAAUUCUUAGGUAUGGGGAUUUCUCAUCAUAAUGGCACAAAAGAGUCGUAUGUUGUGGCACGUUACUCACCAAGACCAAACGUUGGAAAUUAUGAAGAACAUGUCAAACCUCAAUUACAACAUAAAGUUGGAAAUAAAAAUGACAUCCAUAUUCCACCGAUCGAAGAUCUGGUUCCACCAUCGUUUACAAAAGAUAAAGAAAAAUUGUCAAGAAGUUACCACCAAUAAUCGAAGACUUGACAGAUAUUAAGUUAGGAAAAAAGCGUGUACACUUAGUGCCAUUUGAUUGUUAAUUAAAUUGAAAAUCGAAAAUCCUAUUUUUGAAAAAAAAAACAACUAAACUAAUAUAUUUCUUUGUAAACAAAAGAGUGAAGUACUGUUCGAUUUCAUAAAAGUUAAAUAGCAAUAUAUAAUUAUUUUCAGUAUCCAUACCACACAACGUUCUUUAGUUAUCCACGAAGACAACAACGGCAUUGUAACUCAUUUAAAAAAACGAAAUUCAGUUGGGCUAACUGUUCCUAUAAACAAGGAAAUUAAAAAAAAUAACUAAAAAAUAAUGACAAAGAAAACGAAAAACUUUCUGUAUUACCAUUUUAUACACGCGAAUUAAUUUGGCUUAAAAUCCAAAAUUUUACAUCAUUCUCAU